Meloidogyne enterolobii is the source of this 339-nucleotide messenger RNA. NCBI's taxonomy places the organism in Eukaryota, Metazoa, Nematoda, Chromadorea, Rhabditida, Meloidogynidae. The record is from the annotation of a GenBank genome assembly.
AUGUUGGAUCAUUUAAUUUUGAAUGAAUUGGCUGGACAAGUUAUACUGAGCAAACAAUAUCUCGAUGAGGAGAUUAUUGAAUUACUUCCUGUUCAGAAACAUGGUCAAAUGCCUGAUCAAGUUCCUCCUCAUUUUCAUGGAGAACUUACUGAAAAUGUUUAUAAAAGAUGCCAUUCUCGAUUUGAAGAGAUAGUACAAGCACAUCAACCAAGACAUGGACGUAGAGGACGAAGGACAGGAAGAAAUCGUGGACACAAUGGAGGAGGACGUGACUGAAAAGAGUCGCAAAGAAUUUUUUCGGAUUUUUUCCUUAUUUUCUACAAAAUAUUGAGUUCUAAA